This is a messenger RNA of Cynoglossus semilaevis (tongue sole), 4641 nucleotides long. It is a transcript of the gene gemin5, whose product is annotated as gem (nuclear organelle) associated protein 5. NCBI's taxonomy places the organism in Eukaryota, Metazoa, Chordata, Actinopteri, Pleuronectiformes, Cynoglossidae. Gene Ontology annotation, biological process: spliceosomal snRNP assembly. Gene Ontology annotation, molecular function: mRNA 3'-UTR binding; protein binding. The coding region runs from base 143 to 4477 and encodes 1444 amino acids. The transcript is spliced from 29 exons. Gene Ontology annotation, cellular component: nucleus; SMN complex. The record is from RefSeq and is a predicted model, not a curated record.
AUUGGUCGGUAUUUACGACAGAUGGUAAUUUACGGCAGCUGCUGUUGUAGCUUGUGGCAUGUGAGCAGUUUGUAGAUGUUUUUUGUUUUGAAUAGUCUCUAUAAAAUCAUAAGAAACAUCAUUAAAGAACAAAGGAUCCGUCAUGUUUAAGAGGAUCCUUCCCGCCUCUCCUAACUGGUACUCUUCCCGCUGCAGUGACGUCAGCAGCACGGGUUUGUUGGGAGUUGGAGCCAAAAACGUAAUUUACCUGAUUCAGGUGUCUGUCAGUGACUGCACGGUGGUGGGUGAACUGCUGGGCCACAGAGACCUGGUGUCAGGUUUCUCCUUCUGUCACCACCCAGCGCAAACCCAACUGUGUGCCAGCGCUUCCCACGACGGUACCAUUCGUUUCUGGGACUCUGACUCCAGAUCCUUCCUGAAGGAACAUGCGGCUCAUCAGAGUUCAGUUACAGCCAUUGACUGGUCUCCUUUGGACAAAAACCUGUUGGUCUCUGGAGAUGAGAAGGGAAUUAUGGUCUGUCACUGGUUCCACACUGGAGAGACCUGCAGCUUCUUCCCCGAACCAAGAACCAUCUUCUGCCUUAGCUGUUCUCCUCAUACCUGGAGCUGUGUUGCUGUUGGAUACAAAGAUGGGAUGAUCAUCCUGAUUGAUGUGAGUAAAAAGGGUCAUGUGACCAACCGUCUCCGUGGGCACGAUGAUGAGAUCCACUCUCUGGCCUGGUGUCCCCAGCUUGGUCUAGAUGCCCUCUGCUGUCCACCUGAGGACGGUGCAGUCACUAGAGGAGAGUCUCCAGCAGAGGGCAGAAUGGAGUCUUACUUAUCUUCUGGCAGCAAAGACCAGACUCUGAGGAUCUGGAACUCGGCUAACGGCAAAGCGGUGCUGACUUUGAAGCUUCCAUAUUUAAAGAGACGAGGUUCUGCUGUAGACCCAUCUAUCAAGGAGCGUCUGUGGCUCACCGUUCUGUGGAUGAAGAGCAGACCUGGGCAGGUUCUGUCCAGCUGCUUCAGCGGUGAGCUGCUGCAUUGGGACCUAAACCGAUCCGGAAAGCAGCGUUGGACUGUGUUGGGGACAUCGUCAGAGGGUCAGAACCACAGCCGGAUCGUCUUCAACAUGAGCUCAGUCUUGCUGCACAACAGGGAACUGCUGGUCAGCACCUCCAUGGACCGAGAGAUCAAGUGCUGGGACCUGUCCUGUCUGGACUGCUGCUGGACUCUUCCCACCCUGGGUGGGUUUGUCUACACACUGACCUUCUCUCCUGUAGGUGGUGCUAACUGUCUGGCACUAGGCGUCGGGGACAACAUGAUCCGAGUCUGGAACACGCUGUCCACCAAGAGCCAGUAUGAGACCAAGACCUUCUGGCAGGGAAUCAAGUCCAAAGUCACAGCGCUGGCCUGGCAUCCAAAGAAAGAAGGAACUCUGGCGUUCGGAACAGAUGACGGAAAAGUCGGAAUCUACGAAAUUUUUUCAAACAAGCCACCGCAGAUCUCCAGCUCCUAUCACAGGAAGACGGUAUACACACUGGCCUGGGGCCCCCCCGUCCCCCCAGUGACAUCAGUAGCAUCAGGAGAAAAGGUGUCCCUGUACAGCUGCGCAGGUGAAGGCAUCAUUUAUCAACACGACCCCACGAAACUGAACACAGACGCAAGUGACAUUGAUCAGCUGAUCAGAGAAACCAACAACAUCCAGCACAAGCUCCCUCCUCACAGCGACCUCUGCUGGAAGCCUGAUGGAAAAGUUCUGGCAGUUGGAAAUGAGGACGGUUCCAUAGACAUCUAUUUGUCUCCACGGUUACGGUUGCUGUGCAGCAUUCAGCAGCAUCACAAAAUCAUCAACUGUCUUCGCUGGCAUCCUGGCCACGCCCCCUCUGCUGAAGUCCAUGCCCUGUUGGCUUCAGGGUCAAGUAACGCUGUGGUCUUUGUUCACGAUCUGCACUCAGUCCUUGCCAAUCGUCCAGAACCUCCACCCGUUCUGACCGAACCAUUCCGUAAGCUAGCAGGUCACACGGCAAAAAUUACAGGUUUGGCCUGGAGUCCACAUCACGACGCCCAACUUGUCAGCGUGUCAUAUGAUGGUACAGCACAGGUGUGGGAUGUCCUGCAGGAAGUGGCUGUCGCUAACUACCGUGGUCACAUGGGUUACCUGCUGUGCGUGGACUGGUCUCCUGUUGAUCCAGACCUGGUCUGGACUGGAGGAAAGGACUUCACGGUUCAGGAGUGGAAUGUCUCAGAGCAGGAAUUCAGCAAACCGCCCAAAGGGAAGAAGCUGGUGGAGCUGAAAGAGAAGAAGAAGAUGAAGAAGAACAACAAGAAGUCUUCAGCCGUCAGGGGGGCGGAGCCAGAGGAAGAGAAGGUGCUGACAGCACAGGAAGUGUCAGGUGAUGAGGAGGAAGGUGAUGUCAGCUCUGCAGUCUCAGCUUCGUGUGAGACACAGAGAAAAACAUCAUCUUCAUCAUCAUCUUCAUCAUCAGCUGCUGCGAAGAUCAAAGAGAAAACAGACCCUGUGCUCCUGCAGCAGAAGAAGAAACCUCGUUCUCUUUUUCCUCUCACGUCUUCUCUCAACCACGGAGUCAGAGAAAAACUGCUGCAGGACUGUGUCACUUUGGCCAAGCUGCAACACUGGACCCACCAGGACCAGGACCAGGACCAGGACCACCAAGAGACUUUCAGAGACCUAAACCCAGUAGAGCAGUGGAGAGACCCGCCCCCCCAGGCUGCUAGAGCGCCCCCUACCACUGCUGCAGACUGUGUUCCAGGACAGGGAGACCUGGUCCACCUGGGUCUGUUCUCAGACAAAGCAGCUCUGCAGAGAAUGUUCACUUCUGAAGAGGACACUCACCUGGAGGCUGGACACUUUGACUGUGUGGUUUACCUGCGUCUGUGGUCUGGAGACCUGCAGGGGGCACUGCAGCUAGCCGCAGACAGAGGAGAGCUGAGUGACCACCUCCUGUCCUUGGCUCCUAUGGCCGGCUUCAAGACCUGGCAGCGGACCGUGGAUGUGUACGUUCAGCAGCUGUGUCGUCAGCAGAACUUCCUGAAGGCGGCGUCUCACCUGCUGUCACUAAAUCGAGUCUACGAGGCCCUGGAACUGUUGAAGACCCAUCGGUUCUACAGAGAAGCGGUGUGUCUGGCCAAGGCCCGUCUGUCUGAGAGCGACCCGCUUCUACAGCAGCUCUACAACUGUUGGGCCGCGGCGCUGGAGAAAGAUGGACAUUUCUCCUCGGCUGCUAAAUGCCUCCUGGCAGCCGGCGCCACUUUCGACGCGGCUAAAGUACUGAGCAGAAAGAGUGACGCGUCGUCGCUGCAGGCUGCGGCUGACGUGGCGAGAAUCUGCGGUGAAAUUGCUCUGGCACAGACGUUAGCACUGCGUUGUAGCAAAGAACUAAUGGUGACGCAAAAGUGGGUCGCGGCCCAAGAAGUUUUGAGGCCGUAUACCGCGCUGCUAGUCCAGCAGCUGAUCCUCGUCGUCACUGAGCUUCUCACCACGACACUGGAGGAGGCCGCCAUCGCCAUCGCACCGGGCGGUGUUCAUCACCAGUGGGCGUGUCACUUGACAGAACACGCCACCUUACUGGAGCGUGUGAAAGCAGUAUGGACGGAGCACUUUGGUGUGUCGCGGCAGUCGUCAGGACGCAGCGGUGCCGCGGCUCUCCUGCAGGAUCUCCAGUUGGUGGAGAGUCCGACUCUGUCCGUUAACUCCGCCCUCACUCAGGUUCUGAUGAUGACGUCAGUUCACCUGACCGCUGCCGUGCUCGGUUGGCUGCAGGACAACAGUGGUCAGCUGAUCACUGGACUGUGGCGAGCAGUGACAUCACUGACAGACGCAGGAAACUUCAGUGUGGCGGCUGCCGUCCUGAAAAGCCUGUUUCCUGAAGGCGCUGACAUCAGCAAACAACAGGAAACUCUUGGUGAUGCCGACGUCGCGGCCGUCGACAGUCUGCAGGCCAUCGUCCUUUACCAUCGUUUGUAUGAGCGCUGGUGGGCGUGUCCAAGACCGACUGAUACAAUCUUUGACCUAAGACAUGAUGUCAUCAGCUGCUCGGACAGAGACCAGCCCACUGAUGAUGUCAUCAGAAGGGACCUGUGUCUCCUUCUGUCGGAGCGUCACGCUGCCCUGCAGGCCAAUCAGAGGAGAGCACAUGAGAUCCAGCAGCAUCUGAGCGCCAUGGUAACGCAGCACAAACACAACAGACCCACAGAGCCGACAUCAGCAGCAGAGGAUUGUGGGAAAUGUGAAGACCAGGAGACGUUUCUGUCUCUGUCUCUCAAACUGACACAGACGCAGAGGAAGGUGGACCAAGCGACAGACGCUGUCAAGAUGUUUCCUCGUCCUGACGUGAUGGAGUGUUGCCUCCUCCUCCUCAACGCGUCCAGAUCUUUGUCCAUCUCCGAGGAGCUGCAAUUACAGGCUAAAGAGCUUCUGCAAAAAUACGCAACAAGUCCUCACCUGAUGAAGGCAUCACGGCGAUUCCUGACCUGAACACCAACACGUCUUCGCUAAGAUGAAGCGUCAUCUGUUGCCGAGCAGACUUCCAAGAAUUCACAGACUGCAACAAUGGAAACAUGAGAAAAUGUAAAAAAUUGGUAACAUUGUUUGGUAACAUUUUUGUUCACUCACUGGGGAAUAAAUAUAUUUGAAAAGAA